This is a messenger RNA of Strongylus vulgaris, 603 nucleotides long. NCBI's taxonomy places the organism in Eukaryota, Metazoa, Nematoda, Chromadorea, Rhabditida, Strongylidae. The record is from the annotation of a GenBank genome assembly.
CUGUAUCCGAUUAUUUCCUUAUUCUUUCUUUAUUAUUGUUGCUGUUCCUUUCAGCUCGUGCUUGAAUCUGCUAAAAAAGGAGAAGAUGCAACACUUUGCGAAACUCUUCAGCAAGACUUAAUACAGCUCAAAGAGUACAACGCUCAUCUCGAGCGUCAGUUCCAAACUCAGACUGAUAUCAUUGAAGCGCUAAAGCGCAAACUUAUCGAGCAAAAAUCCUUCGCUGAUCUCAUCCACAAACUUUCUGCUCAGGACGAUGUUGAGUUAAUUGAAGAUGGACUGAACAACUACAUCAAAUCGGUCGAUCGUGAAACAGGAAGACUUGCGGAGAGUAUCGCUUAUAUUGUCAAGAUUUGUCCAUAUAAUUCCGUGGAUUCAUCCGGAAAGUGGCUUUCCAACAGCAGUGAGGACAUCUCACCAGAUAGUGAAGGUACCGAUUGGGGUACAAAGAGGAAGACAUUAAAAGCAGUUGAUUCCUGGCUUAUCAAAAUCAGUUUGGCUACAUCGUAUAUUGCAGGAUUUCGAUACCAUAAAUUAGUUUCAGAAGUCCAGUGUGGUGCUGAUGGUUUGGAACAACGAAGCGCUUCGACCAAAAAUGCCUGA